Messenger RNA from Phaedon cochleariae (mustard beetle), 1320 nucleotides. The record is from the annotation of a GenBank genome assembly. NCBI's taxonomy places the organism in Eukaryota, Metazoa, Arthropoda, Insecta, Coleoptera, Chrysomelidae.
UGUCCUGCUGCGCUGACAUUCCUGCUGUCCCGAAUUCGUUUGUUAUUUUAUUGUCAAUUUUCAAGUCAAAUUCGUUCCUUUUGGUCACGUACUCAUCAAAAUUCUUGUUUACAAUUUCAAAUCCAUGAGCUUUGCAUACAGAAUCACAAUAAAAACAUAAAAUUGCACAUUCUGUUGCGAAAUGUCGAUAAAUACAUGAAUAGUGAAUAGCAAAAAUGAAAAAUGGAUGCUUUGUAUAUUUCAAUUCGAAAGCACAUUCUCCCCCUUGCUGCUAGGGUAUUUGUAGCUCGUAGGAAUUAUGCAAGACUAGCAGAAGUUGGAAGAUUAGAGACUCCAAAAGUGUCAGGUAGGUAUGAAACAGGACAGUUGAUAUUGCAUAGAGUAUUUGGCUACAGGGGUGUAGUCUUAUUUCCAUGGUUGGCCAGAGUCUAUGAUAGAGACCUUCCAAAUCGCAGAGAUGGGGAUGAAGAACCAGCAUCUGGAGUUGGAAAGGAAGUUAGAGGCAGGACUCAUACAUUCUAUCAAGUCCUCAUUGACCAAAGAGAUUGCCCAUAUAUUAGGGCUCAAACAGAAGCAGUGACAUUUCUGGGCAACCAGGAAUCCUCUAGAAGUUUGUAUGCCAUACCAGGCCUUGAUUAUGUAGCUCAUGAAGAUAUCAUUCCUUAUGUCAGUGCUGAGAAGGCCCCUUUGAAUCAUGAGUUAUUUGACAAGUUUUUGGCACAUAACCCCAAAGGAGAUCCACCAUUUUCUGCACAAGAAACACUGAAGGCAUGGCAGAACAAAAAUCACCCCUGGCUGGAGUUAUCAGAUGUCCACAAAGAAACUACUGAAAAUAUCCGUGUUACAGUCAUACCCUUCUACAUGGGUUGUAGAGAAUCUCACUCCAGCUCUGUAUACUGGUGGCGCUAUUGCAUCAGGCUGGAAAACUUGGGUUCCCUGAGCGUCCAGCUGAGAGAAAGACACUGGAGGAUAUUCUCCCUUUCCGGCACCCUGGAAACCGUGAGGGGUAGGGGGGUAGUCGGUCAAGAACCUGCGUUGACCAGAACGCUGCCCGCUUUUCAAUAUAGCAGCCACGUCAGUCUGCAAGCGCCCAGCGGACACAUGUGGGGCACUUUUCGCAUGGAACGUGAAGAUGGCUACACUUUCGAUUGCAGAAUCCCUCCAUUUUCGCUCGAAAGCAAACCCGAUAGCGGUGCAGAAGCUUCUCCUCCUGAUACCAUUUAGUGAACACCAUUACGUCUGUAUAUAGACUGAUCUUGUACAUAUAAACUAAUUUAUAAUUAUGCUCAAUCUGCGAAAAAUAAAGUGUUUUCCAACUAA